This is a messenger RNA of Penicillium odoratum, 951 nucleotides long. RefSeq names its product NifU family protein. The transcript is spliced from 3 exons. Gene Ontology annotation, cellular component: mitochondrion. Gene Ontology annotation, biological process: iron-sulfur cluster assembly. Bases 1 to 951 code for a protein of 316 amino acids. NCBI's taxonomy places the organism in Eukaryota, Fungi, Ascomycota, Eurotiomycetes, Eurotiales, Aspergillaceae. The record is from RefSeq and is a predicted model, not a curated record. Gene Ontology annotation, molecular function: iron ion binding; iron-sulfur cluster binding.
AUGUCAAUGAGCUCAACAUCCACAAACAUGUUCCGGCGUGCUAUUUCCAGCGCCCGGGUCUCCAACUCCAUUUCCAAGUCCAUCAGACCUGCCGUCUUCAGUCCUAGCAGAAACGUAUCGACCGCCGCUCGCCUGCCGACCAUCACAGCCUCAGAGACUCGCCGCCGGCCAACACUAAGACCGAAUCAGCAGCCUGCAGCGACCGGUGCGAAUGGAUUGUCGCCAACGAGCAAGCGGACAAUCUUCAUUCAGACCGAGAACACUCCCAACCCCGAUGCCUUGAAAUUCAUUCCCAACCAUCGCGUCCUUCCUGAGGAAUUCCCUACUACCUUCCUUGAAUACCUUACCCCCCGUUCUACUCUUGCGCCUCCAUACCCGUCCCCCCUCGCCGCAAAGCUCUUGGAUGUCGACGGUGUUACCUCUGUUUUCUACGGAUCGGACUUUAUCACCGUCACUAAGGCCGGGGAUGUAAACUGGGCACACAUCAAGCCUGAGGUUUUCAGUCUGAUCACUCAGAGCGUGACAUCGGGUGAGACCAUUGUGACUGUCGUUGAGAACGGUGAGGCGGGCCAUGAAGCCGAGGAGGAUUCGCUCGCCUACAACGAGGAUGAUGAUGAGGUUGUCAGUAUGAUCAAGGAGCUUUUAGAGACCCGAAUCCGUCCUGCCAUCCAAGAGGAUGGAGGUGAUAUUGAGCUACGUUCGUUCGAGAAUGGCAUUGUUAUGCUGAAAUUGCGUGGAGCGUGCCGGACUUGUGAUUCGAGCACGGUUACAUUGAAGAAUGGCAUUGAGUCUAUGCUGAUGCACUAUAUUGAGGAGGUCAAGGGUGUUGAGCAGGUUCAGGAUCCCGAGGAGAUUAUCUCAAUGCAUGAAUUUGCCAAGUUUGAGGAGAAGUUGAGACAACAGAAGGGAGCCGGGGCUACGGCCUCUUCUUCUUUGGAUUCGGCCCCUUAG